AUGCCCUUGAAUGACCGGCUCAAGGCAAAAAAAAGUCGCAGAUCGAGGACAUAUCGCUUUCCGAACCCACGAUACCGUUACAGCCGUCACUCGACUCCGAGAACGGGGGUGUCCUUCCUCGCAGUCCCCAGCACAUACUACACCGAUCUGCGGCAGCGCCUAUCCCACACUGGCCUGAAACUCGAUGAGGAUAUCGAUGUGUUGGAGAAGCUUCAUAUUCUGGUGGAUUUCGACGAGAAGGGGUAUCUGCUCCAGAUCUUUUCGAAGCAUGUGCUCGAUCGGCCCACAGUCUUUAUCGAGGUGAUCCAACGCAACAACUUUGACGGGUUCGGAGCUGGGAACUUCAAAAGUUUGUUCGAGGCCUUCGAGCGAGAACAGGCACGUAGAGGCAAUCUCUGA
Messenger RNA from Aspergillus clavatus NRRL 1, 399 nucleotides. RefSeq lists its product as uncharacterized. The transcript has 2 exons. The coding region runs from base 1 to 399 and encodes 132 amino acids. The record is from RefSeq and is a predicted model, not a curated record. Gene Ontology annotation, molecular function: 4-hydroxyphenylpyruvate dioxygenase activity. NCBI's taxonomy places the organism in Eukaryota, Fungi, Ascomycota, Eurotiomycetes, Eurotiales, Aspergillaceae. Gene Ontology annotation, biological process: L-tyrosine catabolic process.